CCGAUCUCCUCCAGCGAUAUACAGAGUGUGAGAGACACAAAGGAGCUUCUCUGCAUUUCACUUUAGAUCGACGUUUUUCAUCUCUAAUCGCCUGUGGAUAUGAGUUUGGAUUCCUUAUCUCAGUGUCUGUGAGGUAACUAAGGGAUCUGUUGACCUCUUGGCUGAGAACAAAGAGCAGAGGCUUCCAUGUCUUUGCCUUGCAAAUUAGAGAGUGAUCCUCCUCCCGUGUCUAGUAUUUUUAGCUGGGGGUUUGGAUUAGCGGGGACUGACUUUCGCAGUCGUCAUCCUUGUGGCCCGAAUAUGCACUUUUGAUCGGCACCGAUAUUGAGAUGUGAGGAUGCGGGGACGACACGUCUGUCCUUGGACCGUGCAGGGAGGACGAGAUGGUUCUCGAGGUUGGACGACUCCAGAAAACAUAGGUCCCCUCUGUACAUGUGAAGACCUACAAUACGGUCUUGGUCAUCGCAUUGGCAAAUUUGGGGCUCCCCUUGGGACAACAUGAUGGCACGAGAAACUUUAGGAAUUUCCACUUAGCAGACUCAAGUGGGCACUAUCAGUAGGAAUUUUCCUCUCACAAAAAAGCAGAUUUGAUUUCACCUCUCAAACACGGGUUAGAUGGGUUUAAUGUCUUAAAUGAAAGAAAAUCUUUUUUAUAUUACACGGUAUCUACUUAUUUUCUAACUUGAUUUGUUAGUUUUCAACCGGGUGUUUAAAAAACUUCAUAGCUUCAUCUGCUUUAAACUUGCGAUGGUGGGCAAGUUUUAUGGGUGAGUGAGAGUUUCAUGUGUUCUUUUGGUUGUGUGAUCAUUCAUUGCUGAGUUACAAAGGUAUAUAAGGUGUCAUCCUGUAUAAUAUGCAUGAUCUCUGGACUGUGUUGUUGUGAUUGUGUAACUGGAAGGCAAUGUCUCUACAGUGAUAGGAUUGCCAACUUGAGCUAGUGACCUUAGUAAGUGCACAGGAAGAAACAUGAUGAUCAUAAUGAUUUUUUGAAUAGCCUGUACUCCUAUAUAGCAGUAUGGCACUUACAAGGAGACCAAUGUACUUGUUUAUUGUGUUGUAAGAAGUCACUUUGGCAAAAAAGAUGGUUAGACAUUUUUUUAGUUACACAUUCGCAAUGCAUGUAAUUUGUAUUACUGUAAAUGUGCCUUUUGACUUUUCAAUAGCACAAGAAAUAGUGAAGUACUACGUAUAUUAUAUUAUACCUUUGUUGUAGUUUGUUUCUCUUUGUUGCAUUUUAUUUGUUUCAUCAUGUUGCAUCAUGUUGCUUUUUGUUGCAUUGUGUUGCAUGUUGUUGCUUUUUGUUAAUUUUGAUUCUUAUUGUUUCUUUAUCUUUAUAUUUAUCUUUGUUCCAUCUUUGGAAUAAAAAGACUUUGUAUAUAUACAAAUGCUUAAAAUCAUAAAUUUCUAUUAAUUUAUGAAUAUCAACUGAAACAAAAAAUAUGAAGAAACAUUAUGAAACAAAAAUGUAAAAGUUAUGAGGGAUGGAGGGAGUGGACUGCUGUCUGGAAUUGGGAGCUUCCUCCGAAGAUCAAAGUCCUUUUUUGGCAGAUUUGCAUAGGGAAUUUACCGACGACGGAGAACCUUAGAUGAAGGUGGGUUGAUUGUCCGGUUCGCUGUGGUUUAUGUGGAGAAGAGGAUGAAUCGCUACUACAUCUUUUUGUUAAUUGUGAGGUCGCGAGGGGGGCUUGGAACUCCGUAGGGUGGUUUGUCUCCGGGCAGAUGGGUGGGAGCUAACUGGAUUGGCUUCGGUCAGUGUUCCAGGCCAAGAAAGGGAUGAUCUGUGGACAGUAGCUUGGGGAUGUUGGGGGUUAUGGACUGAACGUAACCAUUGGGUGUGGCAGAGGGAUUUUAAGCUUCCUAGCCAAUUCAUGCAUCAAGCCCGGAGUUUGGUUGAGAGUUGGACAUCUGCCCAGAUGAAGGAACACAGAGCUGGGACGAAUCUGCCGCUGGGAAGUAAAGGUUGGAGCUGUCCAGGGAGUGGUUUUUUAAAGGUUUAUGUCGAUGCUUCCAUUGAUGGGCAUUGUCAUGGGCUGAGUUGGGUAGUCCGCAAUGCAGCAGGGGAAUUUUUAGCAGGUGGAAGCAAGAAGGGAGGAGGACGUUGUUCCCCGUUGGAGGCUGAAUUGCUCGGGAUUCGGGAAGUAUUGAGCUGGUUGAAAGCUCAAGCUUGGGAUUCUAUAGAGGUCGAGUCGGACACUUUGAAGUGGCUCAAGCUUGUCGUAUGGAGGAGUGAUCGAUUGCGGAUGACAUUAGAGAUACCAGCUCGGAGUUCAAUAAUAUAUCUUUUACUUUUGUUAGGCACUCAACGAACAAAGUCACGCAUACAGCGGCUUGUUAUUUGUUUGAAAGCCAGAUUUGGUAGCUUACACUUUCGAGUUGUAUUGUUGACGCUUUGUCAUUUGAUUUGAUUAAUGCUAAUUAAAUUUGUUGUGGCAAAAAAAAAAAGUUAUCAAC
Cuscuta epithymum is the source of this 2451-nucleotide messenger RNA. NCBI's taxonomy places the organism in Eukaryota, Viridiplantae, Streptophyta, Magnoliopsida, Solanales, Convolvulaceae. The record is from the annotation of a GenBank genome assembly.